AUGCACUGCCAAAUCCCCAAUCUGAGUCCUCAACUUCUCCACAAAACAACCCAAACCACAUCUUCUUUCUCUCAAUUAUCUCCAAAACUCAACCUAAACCAGCACCAAUUGGCCUCAAAAUCCACCACCAAACAAACCCAGAUUCAAAAACCCGACUCGUACAACGUUAAGUUCACGACUCUCGAAGCAUGCCAGCUCAGCAUCUCCAGAUACCCGAAUUUCGAUUACAAUGCCAACGGUGGCUCGGGUUUUGGGAUGGCAGCUAAAAUAGCAGAAUCAAACAAUCAAUUUUCUGUUGAUUUCGACGUGAAGAGAUUGUAUAUACCGCCAUUAUCAACAGCCACUACAAAGUUCCUUGGGCUGCCCUUACCGCCCUUUUUGAAAAUCGACAUACUUCCCGAGGCCUUUCAUGGAAGCAUUGACCAGGAUUCUGGCAAGGUGGUCGAGCUCAAGUUCAGGGCCAGAUUCUGUUUUUCUGUUGGGACUGUGUAUAAGGCUCGGCCGCUGCUUGUGGAUACGGUUUUAACAUCGGAAGAAUGUAAACGGGAGAUUAUUAGAGGAGAAAAAGGGGAGAGACUUGGAAAAGACGGGACGUGCAAGCUAGUUGGUGUGGCCAAAGUCGAGCCUAUUAAUGAUAUUUUCAUGGAUACGUUCCUUACACUUCCUACCGAGUGCUUAGCGAUUUUGAAUGCAACAAUCUCAUUCUCGAGCAGCACAACAUAG
This is a messenger RNA of Striga asiatica, 723 nucleotides long. The record is from the annotation of a GenBank genome assembly. NCBI's taxonomy places the organism in Eukaryota, Viridiplantae, Streptophyta, Magnoliopsida, Lamiales, Orobanchaceae.